UGAGCUGAAAGUGAUUAGAGGGAGGGAGGGAGGGUAAAAGAAGAGAAGAAAAAAAUAAUAACUCAAGAAACAAAUUCUUGACCCCUCAAACCCUAUUCAUCAAGAAAUCUAGAACAAGCAAGUUAGAAAAAGAAAGAAAGAAAGAAAGAUUUCAAUGAACUGAUUUAUCAAGAAGCAAAGGAAUGGAAAGCACAGCACCAGCAGAAGAGCUACUAAAAAAGAUCGAAGAACUUGAAGCAGGACACCAUCAUCUUCAACAAGAAGUGUCAAAGCUCAAGCUCUCCUCUACUACUACCGACCCAAAAUCAACCCAACAACGGUCCCAUUCAAUAUCUCCUCAAAGGUCCGGUCCCAGGAGACGGGUUUCUGGUGGGCCAACCGGGUCAAGUUUUGAGGCUGCUUGGAAGAAGGGUUCUGCUUCAUCUAGACAUUCAUCGCCUCUACAGAAAGAAAGUAGAAGUUUGAAUAGUGAUAAUGUUAGAGAUGGCAACAGUAAUGGUGGUAGAGAAGGAGGAGAUGGCAAUAGUGGACCUUCUGCUGUGAAGUUUACUGAUAAACAGUAUUUGAAUAUAUUGCAGUCUAUGGGACAGUCUGUUCAUAUUUUUGAUGUUUCGGGUCGUAUUAUUUACUGGAACAGAACAGCGGAGAACCUUUAUGGUUAUUCAGCUGCUGAAGCUCUUGGUCAGGAUGCUAUUGGGCUGCUAAUUGAUCCUCGGGAUUAUGCGCUGGCGAAUGGUAUUAUUCAACGGGUUAGUAUGGGGGAGAAAUGGACAGGGAAGUUUCCAGUUAAGAACAAAAUGGCUGAAAGGUUUACAGCUGUUGCUACUAAUACUCCACUAUACGAUGAUGAUGGCGCUUUGGUUGGGAUUAUUUGUGUAUCGAGUGAUUCACGGCCUUUUCAAGAAAUGGAAGUUGCAUUGUCGGAUUCAAGGAACUUGGAAACAGAGUCGAGCCAUAGAAGGCCCAAGAAUACUGUCAUGACCAAACUUGGUCUUGAUUCUCAACAGCCCUUGCAAGCAGCGGUUGCGUCAAAAAUAUCGAAUUUGGCAUCCAAGGUGAGUAACAAAGUCAAGUCCAAAAUUCACAUGGGAGAGAGCAACACGGAUCGUGAAGUAGGGAGUGGGGAUAGUCACUAUUCUGACCAUGGGUACUCAGAUGCAGCUCUAUCUGACCAUCGGGAGGAUGCAAAUUCUAGUGGAGCUAGCACACCAAGAGGAGAUUUGCAUCCAUCUCCUUUCGGUGUAUUUUCUAAUCUUGAUGACAAGUCCCCAGUAAAACCAUCCAGAGACUCUGGUGAUGAGAGUGAAGGAAAGCCUGCAAUUCACAAGAUCAUUACCUCAAAGGCAGAAGCAUGGAUUGGUAAGAAAGGGUUGUCAUGGCCCUGGAAAGGGAAUGAAAAGGAAGGUUCAGAAGCAAGGACAACCCGUUUUGGGUGGCCAUGGUUGCAAAAUGAUCAAGAGAGUGAAACGUAUCAUCAGACAAGUCCCUCUUCUGGUGCAAAAUCUGAAAGCCAGGUCAGUGAAAGUAUUCGGCCUGCCACUAACGAGGCCUCUGGGUCUUGGUCUUCAAUUAAUGUUAACAGCACAAGCAGUGCUAGUAGUUGCGGAAGUACCAGCAGUACUGUGAAUAAGGUGGAUAUGGACACUGAUUGCUUGGACUAUGAAAUAUUGUGGGAGGACUUGACAAUUGGAGAGCAAAUUGGGCAAGGUUCUUGUGGAACUGUAUAUCAUGCCCUGUGGUACGGAUCAGAUGUUGCUGUCAAGGUAUUCUCCAAGCAAGAAUAUUCAGAUGAUAUUAUACUUGCAUUUCGACAAGAGGUAUCUCUUAUGAAGAGACUCCGGCAUCCAAAUGUUUUGCUCUUCAUGGGUGCUGUGACUUCACCUCAGCGUCUCUGCAUUGUUACAGAGUUCCUCCCACGUGGAAGUUUGUUUCGCUUACUGCAGAGGAACACAACCAAACUAGAUUGGAGACGGCGUGUUCACAUGGCAUUGGAUAUAGCUCGAGGUAUGAACUAUCUUCAUCAUUGCAACCCGCCUAUCAUUCAUCGUGAUCUGAAGUCUUCAAAUCUCUUAGUUGACAAGAAUUGGACUGUAAAGGUUGGAGAUUUUGGUCUAUCACGUCUAAAGCAUGAAACUUAUUUGACAACAAAGACCGGGAAGGGAACGCCUCAAUGGAUGGCACCCGAAGUUCUCCGUAAUGAACCCUCUGAUGAGAAGUCUGAUAUUUACAGCUAUGGAGUAAUACUUUGGGAGCUUUCCACUGAAAAGAUCCCUUGGGAUAAUCUCAACUCAAUGCAGGUGAUUGGAGCUGUAGGGUUUAUGAACCAACGGCUAGAGAUCCCAAAAGAUGUGGAUCCACAGUGGGCUUCUAUAAUUGAGAGUUGCUGGCACAGUGAUCCAAGGUGCCGUCCAACGUUCCAGGAAUUGCUGGAAAAGCUUAGAGAUCUUCAAAGACAAUGUGCCAUUCAAGUCCAGGCAGCCCGUUCUGCAACUGGAGACAACACACAGAAGGAACCGUAGUCCUAGACCAGAUUCAUGUGUUUGUUGUCUCAUUAGCAUGGCCCAAGAGCAAUGACCUUACUUUUCAAAAGGCUCGUCUACCCAAGUGCUAGGAUAGCCCUCGGGUUGCCACCAAAGGCUUUUGGCAUUGGCAUGGAAAAGCUCGCACCAGAUAGACAAAGAGAAGGAAAAGAAAAUGAAAGUCGUUGGCAUCCAUGUGAGCUGCCUAAUCUUUAAUGGUGUUUGUUGGGGUUGGUUGGUUGUGGACGUUUGUUUAUUUACUAACAUUAUUAAAAUCUUUUGACAUCCGACAGUGGUGCUGUGUGAUUGGAAUUAUGUUGGUUGGAUUCAUGUAAACCCAUUAGUGAUUUCUAUGUUGAGAGAUGUUUAGGACCACUUAGAAAAGUUGUACAGAACACAGUUUUCAAUUGAUCAAAUAGGAGAAUCAGAUAGAUAAAUGUCUUUA
This is a messenger RNA of Populus trichocarpa (black cottonwood), 2964 nucleotides long. RefSeq lists its product as uncharacterized. Gene Ontology annotation, molecular function: ATP binding; protein kinase activity. The record is from RefSeq and is a predicted model, not a curated record. Gene Ontology annotation, biological process: regulation of DNA-templated transcription; protein phosphorylation. Bases 183 to 2519 code for a protein of 778 amino acids. Lineage: Eukaryota; Viridiplantae; Streptophyta; Magnoliopsida; Malpighiales; Salicaceae. The transcript is spliced from 13 exons.